AUGACUGAUAGUUAUAUCAAACAACUCGUCUGUCGUUUCGAGGAUACAAUUUUGACUGAAUGUGGACAAAAUAAAGAUGAGAGCACAAAAGUAAACGAUCAACAUAUUGGAAUCAAUGCAACUGAACUUUUAAAGCCAAAAAUUAACAAAAUUGAGAAGGAUUUACUUGAAAUUUAUUUUAAAUCUGAGGUAGAUCAUGCACUAGAAUUACUUGAGUUCAACAUUGUUGUUAUUGGUUCACCACGUGUCGGUAAAAGUGAACUCAUCAAUACAUUAUGUGGUGGCAAAAAACUAGCUGAAACAAGUACAAGUUUAACCUCAUGUACAAAAGAAAUAAAAAAAUAUGUGUUAGAAGGUGAUCAAACGCAAGCGUCUGAAAUUACUCCAUCUCAGGUUAACUUUUAUGAUACGCCCGGUCUCGAAUCAUGGAUUGAUGAAGGAGGACAAAAAUGCAUGUUUGAAUUGAUCGAGAAGACAAAUCCAAUUUGUAUCAUUUAUUGUGCUUCUCCAGGUUCAUUUGCUGAUUUAUUACAACUUCGUCCUGUACUACAGAAUUGUAAUGAUCGAAAUAUAUUUUGUGCUCUUGUGUGUACUAAUAUGUGGUCUAGUAAUAGACGACAAAAAGUAAUUGAAGAAUUUCAAAAUGAACUCUCAAUAUUCGGAACACAAAAUGAUAUGUAUUCGGAUCAAUUUAAUUCUAAAAUUCAACAUAAAAUAUCGUUUUUCGGCAAUGGUACCCUUUGUACAAUGGUAAAUUCAGUCGAAUAUUUCGAUUUGGAAAUGUCAUCAAUUAAAAGACCAGUACAGGGAAUUGAUGAACUCAUUCAUGGUAUCAUGCAAUCAUUAGAUGAUCAGAAGUUACUUGGUUGGUGUAAUGCUGUUCUUCACCGACGUAGCUAUUGGGAAAAAAUCAGUCAAAAAACGACCGGUUUCUUCUCUGUGGGUAUAAAAAAAUUACUAAAUUAUAAGUUUUUUUCUCGUUUGAAAAUGAAAUGUACUUCUACACAGACUAAUUAUGAACAAAUGUCAAAGCUAUCAUAG
Rotaria sp. Silwood1 is the source of this 1041-nucleotide messenger RNA. The record is from the annotation of a GenBank genome assembly. NCBI's taxonomy places the organism in Eukaryota, Metazoa, Rotifera, Eurotatoria, Philodinida, Philodinidae.